This is a messenger RNA of Glarea lozoyensis ATCC 20868, 1242 nucleotides long. Its product is annotated as D-aminoacid aminotransferase-like PLP-dependent enzyme. Gene Ontology annotation, biological process: L-leucine biosynthetic process; L-valine biosynthetic process. Gene Ontology annotation, cellular component: mitochondrion. Gene Ontology annotation, molecular function: branched-chain-amino-acid:2-oxoglutarate transaminase activity. Bases 1 to 1242 code for a protein of 413 amino acids. NCBI's taxonomy places the organism in Eukaryota, Fungi, Ascomycota, Leotiomycetes, Helotiales, Helotiaceae. The record is from RefSeq and is a predicted model, not a curated record. The transcript is spliced from 4 exons.
AUGAGUGUCGAAACCGUGGAUCACCUCACCUCUGUUGGUGUCACCGAGAUGGAGAAAGCCGAGCAUACUGUCAAAGAUCUUGAUGCAUCGAAGUUAACAAUUGAGCUCACAAAUACUCCCAGGCCUGUGCCCGAAUUGAACUCAAAAGAAACUUGGUCUUGUCGAGCUUGUUCAGAUCAUAUGGUGACGGUAACUUGGUUGGAAGGAAAGGGCUGGCAAGCUCCUAAAAUUGUACCGUAUGGCCCUCUGACAAUGAUGCCUACCGCUUCUUGCUUGCAUUAUGCCACCCAAUGCUUCGAGGGAAUGAAAGUAUAUCGUGGAUUCGAUGGGAAGCUCCGACUAUUUCGACCAGAUAAGAAUUGCCAGAGAAUGGUGAUAAGCUCCACCAGGGUUUCACUACCCGCUUUCGAUCCUGUAGAGCUAGAGAAGCUAAUCAAAGCAUUGAUGAAGGUCGACGGCGCAAAAUGGUUGCCUAAGUCACAACCGGGCAAUUUCCUCUACCUAAGACCCUCCAUCAUCGGAAAUGGAGAAGAACUAGGAGUAAAAGCCCCGGCCGAAGUUUUGCUUUUCAUAAUAGCUGUGCCAUGGCCUGAUCUCUCGACAGGAUGGAAUCCAUCUGGAGGAGGAGUUCCAGGGUUGAAGCUUCUUGCUUCUAAGAAUGAUACUCGAGCAUGGCCAGGGGGUUUUGGAUACGCAAAGGUCGGCGCAAAUUAUGGGCCUGCUUUCGUCGCAGCAAUGGAGGGACGUAAAAAGGGCUACGACCAAAUCUUGUGGUUGUUCGGCCCGGAUUACCAGGUUACUGAGGCAGGAGCAAGUAACUUCUUCGUUGUUUGGCAAUCAAAGGAAGGAACAAGAGAACUCAUUACUGCUCCCUUGGAUGACAAGAUAAUCCUCGAUGGAGUAACUCGUAGAAGUGUUCUUGAGCUUGCUCGGACGAGAUUUGUAGCCAAGUCGGCAUAUCUAAGCGAUGCCAUUAAAGAGCUUAAUAUCAUUGAACGGACAUACACUAUAGCUGAAGUCGAGGAAGCUCAGAAGGAAGGUCGCCUCAUUGAAGCUUUCGUUUCAGGUACUGCGUAUUUCAUUACUCCCGUUUCGGCAAUUUCUGUCCAUGACGAGGAGUUCCCGAUCAACAUGGACGCUGGCCACACUGGACAUUAUGCGGGUAUGCUGAAAGAGUGGCUCAUGGAGAUCAAGUAUGGCAAGGUUGACCACGAAUGGGGUGUUGUUGUUGAUGAAGAUUAG